AUGGAAGGAAUCCAGACUAAGCUCAAGGAAGACGCUGCGAGUGACCUCAGUGCUUUCAUGACUCCAUACGAACUCAAGCCUCGCCACUCCGAAGUGAAUCUAGACCACACUCAAAAUCUAGGAGCGCGGAUAACCUGCGCGCACUCGCUCUACAAACUCUCGUGCCAGGUGGGCAGUGAACUAGCGAUCAUCGGUGGUGGAGCCAUCGCGCAGAUCGCCGACUUCAGCGACGUGGAAGACUCCAAGGUCUUGCGGUACUCAGCUACAGUUCUCGUCAACGUCACGACUGAUCUAUCGGUGCUGGAAGACUUCGCGUCAAAGGACGGUGUGUCGGCCCUGCUUGAACUGAGCUGGACGCCUCUGAUGGAUGUAAAAGUUGCCUGCACGACAGCACUUUGCCGCCUGUCCCAAAGUCGAGCGCGCGCUGCGGUGUUAGUGCGGUGUCGAGCGAUAACGGAGCUGCUGUCGAUGCUCACAGUCCCGCACGUUCCUCUCCAGCAGUUGGUGGUGAGCUGUAUCGCGAACCUCGUCUUCUACGGACACUCGUUCCCCGACCGCGUGUUCGUUGGCGACCCGCAGGCGGUUCAAAGUCCUCUAGGGCUGAUGAACGUCAUCAGUCAAAUGUCGGCGUCGCCGUCUACGUCUCAGUCCGCGGUGGAGGCGCUGUUCAACUUGUCGCUGUAUCGCUCAAGCUGUCUGGGUGUACUCCGUGGUGGAGGCGCCGAAACGCUGCACACUUUGGUCAGCCAGCUCUGCAAACUAGUCGACGGCAACGGUGGUGGGUCCAGCUCACGAUUUUUGCUAAGUCUUGGUGUUCAGCCUCCUGCGUGGACCGCCGACAUGAGCGUUUGUAUGAGGCUGCUGCGUCUAGCAGCCGACACGCUCGCCAACUUCUCGGCGCACGUCGAGUAUCACAAUAUGAUGGGCUCUCACGGCAUUAAAUCGCUGAGUUUGAUGCUAUCCGGCGCGCUGCGUGACGUGGGAAACUUCAACUCGAGCGUCACGACCGAGGAGAGAUUCCGCUGUACGAGCAUCCCAUGUUCGCGAGCUUUGGCAAACUUCUCCAGUAACAUUGACCUGCGGCGACAAAACUUCCCCCAAGAUCUGAUCCAGCAGGCUACAAAGCUAGCGCUGAUGGACCACAAGCGAUACGCUGCCAACGCGCGAGACGCGCGGACGCUGAUGCGCAAUGCAAUUCGAACUCUGUGCAACCUGAGCUUCGAGAGCUCGUGCAGAUCCGCCUUCACUGAGGUACCCCAGGUACUCUUGAUGCUACACGCGAUCACGCCGAUCUGGUACUUGCGAUCAUCACGCGCCUCGCACGCGUCUGGAUUCCCCUGGACCACGGACAUGUCGGAGGACGCGAAGGAAGACGCGCUUAUUGCUCUUCUUAACUUCGCCCAGCAAGCGACUUUCGCGAACGAGUUGCUUCGGACGUUGGACGGGAAGCUUCUGGCGGCAGCAGCUGAAGACGUUGGGCACUCGAGGCGCCUCCGAUACAUCUACGCCUCAGUGCUCUGCAACCUGCUCUUCGAUAACUAUCUACAGCAGCUCGUGUAUGGCGAUCAAAAAGACCAAUUCCAGGCUCUGAACUUGGCGUUUGAUGACGAUCAGGAGCGAUUUCUGGCCUCGAUCUUCCUCAUCGCUAAUGAGUUGAUGGAUAUGGCGAACAUUGAGCUGGUGGUGAUGCUUGCUCUGCCUUGCAUGAAGACGUACCUGAGUUUGGCGACGUCGAUCCCCUCCAAUUCCCCUCCGUCACAUCCGCGGCGAAUACAGCUGCAACGACAGCUCCCGAUAACAUGCUAUGCCUCAGCAUCGCUGUUUGCUUUGACUCGAGCUGCCACUCAACGACGUGACAGUCAGAAGCAUGUCACGCAUUCGGACGAGGCUGAAAGUAUGCUGAUUGCGGCAUUUUGUGCAGCGACGCUGUAUCACCUGUGCGCCUCAACAUCCGUGAACCUGCGCGUGAUCCAAGGGCUUAUCAACUGCUGCAACGUCAACGAGGAGUCCCAGUCUCUGCUGGCUUGCUCAGCGGCAUUCGCCAUUAUCUCGUUCACAGCCGAAGGUUGCCAGCAACUCGUGCAGUGCGCAGACUUGGCCCGAGCGCUGAACCGACUUGGUCGUACUAGUCAAGUCGAGUGUCAGCAAUACGCAGCCAUUGCAGCCUGUAACGUAUCUACAGUGGCGUGUGUUUGGUCCUCCGCAGAGCUCAAGGACUUCAUUGUUGUCGCUCUACUGCGAGCGAACUCGAUCCAGGCAAAGCAGAUUCACGCCAAGACGCUGUCCAACCUGCUAUCCCAUGGAGCGACGCGCCCGAAGGUUGUCGAGGAUGGAGUGUUCAGUAUCGGCUUGCGGGCUCUCUUCAAUUUAUCGUGCGACCGUCAGUAUCAUCACAAACUCUUAGCGAACGGGGUCAUGGCGUACCUUUCAACUGCACAACAACAACUGCAGUGUCUAGCUGGCCAUCUCAGCAUGGAGAGUCGAAGGUUCGCGCUCGCCAUCAUUUGCAACCUGGCAAGCUACGAAGAAAAUCACAAGGAGCUCAUGCGCGCUCAAGUCAUGGAGGUCAUUCGCAACUACGUGGAUGGAGAUAUCGAGUCCCGUGCUUCCGCUGCGAUGGCACUGCGUAACCUGAGCUGUCGCCAACCCUGGGUGGAGAUGCUGUGCGAGCGCAAGACGUUGCAGCUUUUGAUUCUCUGUACGGAGUGCGAUCACCCUAUAGUUCGGCAGUUCGCCAUCGAGGCGUUAGCCAAUUGCUCACUGGUGACGGAUUCGUUGCACUUGUUUGGAGAAAUGCGUGUUCCUCGAGCAGUAUUGACGCUGCUGGAGGUCACGGCGAAUGGGUUGCCAGCUACUAGUACCGCAUCACCCGUUUCCGUCACCUACAUGGCAGCUCUCAAGUGCCUCCACAACAUCGCUCAUGACGAUUCACUAGCGUUGGCUCUGAUGGAGGAGAACAUCAUCCUGCGCCUUCUACCUCUGCUGGAAUAUCGCGCGUUGGGAAGUGACGUCUAUGCGUGCGAACUAGCAGCGAGUUUGACGCAUACACUAGCUGGGAAACCGAAAUGUGCCGAGGCAUUACUACGUCAGCGUACUGUAAGCCUCUGUGCUCUGUUACAUCGACGGCAUGCCAAUAGCAGCGUGAUAGCACGCGAGUGCGUCCGCGUUCUCAUGUUGCUAUCCACGUAUCAGCACAUCCAGUUGCAGUUAUGUGAAACUCAAGCUGUGCAUGUAAUUGUGAGUAUCUGCGGCGGUGGCGGUGCGUCGACGACAAGUGCGAAUCCUUUGGGGUCUGCAAGAAACCUGCGACUUCGAGAGUGCGGCGCUGUCACGAUCCGAAAUCUCACGCUGAGCGUCACGGAGCAUCUUGCGUUGUUUUACGAAAAACACGACGACGGGGAUGGAUCGCUUUACGAUGUAGGCGUCACCCCCGCAGACAAACCGGUGGACACCAUGAAAGACUUGGAGAAGGAGGACGACAACGAGAGUGGGGACCCUGACAAAGACGCUUCGGUUAGUCUCAUGCUGGAACGGCACAUGCUGCAUGGGAUCAAGUAUUUCCAAGAGGAGAUUGUCUCGGGUCAAGCCAGUGAUCGCAUUCUACUGGAAGCGAGUGCUGCUAUCGCGAAUUUGAGCACAGUCAAAGUGUUUCGAGUGGCGAUGGUAAGACGGGGCAUGAUCCAGACUCUGCUGCAACUGAUGAGCCAGCCGAAGCCUAAAGCGCAGCGGAUGACGCUGUCAACUCCAGUUCUGACGCCGGGACCUACGUCUCCGUUGCGACUACGAAAUACGUAUCGCAAUAGUCUACUAGGACGGAUUUGUGCCGCUACCUUACACCGGUUAGUGGUCGAAGAAGGCGCCGCCGUCGACGCUCGCAGCCAACUCAUUCCCAGCUUGCUCUCGGUGUUGCGACAGACGGAUGAGGAGCUGCAGCAAGUGCGCUACGAGUGUGAAAAGAUCUCAAUCUUCAGCUUCAACAUGCAAAAGUGGAUGGUGUACGUGCUCAAGACCAUCCUCUCGUCGCAGGCCAUGAUCCCUCAGCUCGAGAAGAAGCAGAUGCGAGUGCUUGGGACGCCGAAGUUGUGCUUCCAGGACCUCUCACCUGGCGCAGCAGUGCCAGCUCCAGCUCCAGUCCCAGCGAACGGCAGCACCAGCAGUCGAAGCACCAACUCUGGCCCCCACAACGACGUGGAUACUACCGGUGAGGGGGGAGGGUAUCUGCUGCCUGUGAGCAUGGAGAAGCACGUCAUUCGACGCAUCAACGGGUCGGAGGAGAUCGUGCCGAUCUCGGUUGCAGCAGCCACCAGCAGCGCGACGUCAAGCAGGAACCUGGCAGCCGAGCGAGACGCGUCGGCCAUCGACCCGCAAGGACACGUGCGCAAGUUUGAUCGGCAGAUGCGGCUGCUGCGGCGCAACGACCGACGCGACAUCAGCAGCCUACCGCCGGUGUAG
Messenger RNA from Phytophthora sojae, 4452 nucleotides. RefSeq lists its product as hypothetical. The transcript has 10 exons. Gene Ontology annotation, molecular function: protein binding; protein-membrane adaptor activity. The record is from RefSeq and is a predicted model, not a curated record. The coding region runs from base 1 to 4452 and encodes 1483 amino acids. NCBI's taxonomy places the organism in Eukaryota, Oomycota, Peronosporomycetes, Peronosporales, Peronosporaceae. Gene Ontology annotation, biological process: nucleus-vacuole junction assembly.